Molecule: messenger RNA, 139 nt
Organism: Paramecium sonneborni
Lineage: Eukaryota; Ciliophora; Oligohymenophorea; Peniculida; Parameciidae
Source: the annotation of a GenBank genome assembly
UAUGACUUAUAAAAGUUAUUCUUAGAUGAUACCAUAAAGAAGUUUUUAGAAAUGUAAGCUAGAUCCUAAAUCUUUGCUUACUAGGAGACAAUAUGACAAUACUAAAUGAGUUUUGGUACAAUAAGAUAAGUGAAUAGGU